Messenger RNA from Suillus plorans, 1014 nucleotides. Its product is annotated as Chloroperoxidase. The record is from RefSeq and is a predicted model, not a curated record. NCBI's taxonomy places the organism in Eukaryota, Fungi, Basidiomycota, Agaricomycetes, Boletales, Suillaceae. Bases 1 to 1014 code for a protein of 337 amino acids. Gene Ontology annotation, molecular function: peroxidase activity. The transcript is spliced from 3 exons.
AUGACACCAAACAUUGCCUGUAUCUCGUAUAUUUACUCAAGCUUAGCACAAGCUUCCGUCUCCAACUACACCUAUCCGCACAGGAAUAAUAUGGGCUUCUUCUCUGGCUUGUCCCAUUGUCUCUUCGAUGCUGGGAUCAUGGCUUGGGAUGUGCUCCUCACGGUCUCCAACCUCGUGAGGAGGAAGUACCCCAUAGGUGACGUCACCCCCGAGGGCCACCCAGGCUAUGGAGGGCACUGGCCAGAAUUCAUACCUCCCCAGUUGACCGACUCCCGCUGCUCGUGCCCCGCAUUCAAUGCGAUGGCCAACCAUGGCAUCAUCUCACGCAGCGGCCGUGGCGUCUCGUUUGUCGAGCUCAACAACCAUAUUCAGGCAACCUACAACUUCAGUCCUACCUUCUCUUCUUUCGUGCUGCACUUUCUCGCUCGCAUGCUUAAAAGAAACUUUUGCGAGGAUACCUUUGAUCUAGAAGAAAUCGACCUGCACAAUGGUAUUGAACACGACGCCUCUCUCUUACGUCUCGACGCUGCUCUUCAACCAGACCAAUCGAUAAAACACGUACCUUUCAUUGAGGAGUUACUCGCGGCAGCGACCGGCAAGGACAGGGACGGUAACGAUAUUAUCACCACUAAAGAUUGCUCUAGCAUUCUCGGCAAGCGUCGUGCAGUGGCGCGUGCAGUAAACAAGGAGUUCUCGCUCAGCUUCUUCCACAAGAUCUUUGGUAGCGCGGAGUAUGACAUUAUAUCAUUCAUUUCCAAGCAUCCUUCUGAGCGUUCUGUUAGUGCCUCGAUCCUGGUCACAAUAUUUGGAGGUCGUGUAGACGACCUACGCAGCUUUCUUCUUCAUGAGCGGAUCCCAGCUCUCUGGGAAUCCCGCGUCCGCCAACCUCAUGGAAUGACUAUUAUAAACUUCAACAAGACUGUUUUGAGAGUCGAGGUCGGUGUAUGCGAGAAGGAUUGGGCGCAAGCGGCACGAGAGGCUGCAGAAAGCCACGGUACUGUUACUCUUGGAUGA